Molecule: messenger RNA, 2656 nt
Organism: Sphaerodactylus townsendi
Lineage: Eukaryota; Metazoa; Chordata; Lepidosauria; Squamata; Sphaerodactylidae
Gene: SLC1A3
Product: solute carrier family 1 member 3
Biological process (GO): D-aspartate import across plasma membrane; L-glutamate import across plasma membrane; L-aspartate import across plasma membrane
Cellular component (GO): plasma membrane
Molecular function (GO): neutral L-amino acid transmembrane transporter activity; L-glutamate transmembrane transporter activity; glutamate:sodium symporter activity
Source: RefSeq, a predicted model, not a curated record
UGCCAGCCCUCCCAGCCACACACUCUCUCUCUUUCCCACUCUCUUGCUUUUUCCCCCCCCCCCCCCCCACCACUCCGCAAUCGAGGUCCCUCCCCUUUUCUUAAGUUGCUCCGGCUUGUAAAUUGCAGUCUGCAAAACCCAUGCUUCUGGCUAGCCUUUGCCGUCUCUUCCGAGUUGGGUUUCCCACGUUUUCGCUUCCCUCGAUCCCCUCGCUGUCUUCUGGGAAUCUGACUUGGAGUCCUGGCUGCCCGCUUUGGCUUGGAGACGUGCAGAGUCUGAAAAGGUUUUUGUUACCUUUGCUCAAAGCAAGAGAGAUUUCCAUUUUCCUCCUGGGGAAACCUUAGCAUUGCAAAAUUAUAAAGACACAUUUCCAAGAUAUAGAUGACGAAGAGUAACGAAGACGCAAGAUCCAGCAACAGGAUGGAACGCAUCCAGCAAGGAGUUCGGAAACGUACAGUCAUGGCAAAAAAGAAGGUGCAAAGUAUCACAAAGGAUGAUGUCAAAAGUUAUCUGUUGAAGAAUUUUUUUGUGCUGUUCACUAUCAUUGCCGUCAUUGUUGGAGUCAUCCUUGGAUUUUCUCUCCGGCCGUACAAUCUGAGUUACCGAGAAGUGAAAUACUUUUCCUUCCCUGGAGAACUGUUAAUGAGAAUGCUGCAGAUGUUGGUCUUGCCACUCAUCGUGUCCAGCUUAGUGACAGGAGUUGCUGCCCUGGACAGCAAAGCAUCUGGGAAGAUGGGGCUCAGAGCAGUUGUCUACUACAUGAGUACCACCGUCAUUGCCGUCCUGAUUGGAAUAAUCAUGGUGGUCAUCAUGCAUCCUGGGAAAGGGUCAAAGGAAAAGAUGCACCGAGAAGGCAAAAUUGUUCAGGUGACAGCCGCUGAUGCCUUUCUGGACUUAAUCAGAAAUAUGUUUCCUCCAAAUCUGGUUGAAGCCUGCUUUAAACAGUUCAAAACAAACUAUGAAGAAAGAACACGCAAUGUACCGGUUGCACUGAAUGACUCCUCCGUCCUUUCUGCCAUUAUAAACAACGUGACAGAAGCAGUGGAAAAUCUCACUCAGUUGAAAAAGGAGGUGAUCCCUGUUCCAGGUGGUGUAAAUGGAGUGAAUGCCCUUGGACUGGUAGUGUUCUCAAUCAGCUUUGGACUAGUGAUUGGGAAUAUGAGGGAACAAGGACGGGCAUUAAGGGACUUCUUUGAUAGUCUUAAUGAGGCUAUCAUGCGACUGGUAGCACUAAUCAUGUGGUAUGCCCCACUUGGUAUCAUGUUUUUGAUCGCUGGGAAAAUUGUUGAGAUGGAAGACAUGGGUGUGAUUGGAGGACAGCUUGCCAUGUACACCAUAACUGUGAUCAUUGGAUUGCUCAUCCAUGCUAUUGUCGUUCUCCCGCUACUCUACUUCCUGAUCACUCGAAAAAACCCUUGGGUCUUCAUUGGAGGAUUGCUGCAAGCUCUCAUCACAGCCUUGGGAACAUCGUCAAGUUCCGCCACCUUACCCAUCACGUUUAGUGUUUUGGAAGAAAUAACAAGUGGAGGAUAAGCGAUAUUCACGAGAUUUAUGUACUCCUAAUAAGGUGCAACCAUUAACAUGGAUGGCACAGCCCUUUAUGAGGCAUUGGCUGCAAUUUUCAUUGCCCAAGUUAAUAACAUGGACCUAAACUUCGGACAGAUUAUCACAAUCAGCAUCACGGCUACAGCUGCCAGUAUUGGUGCGGCAGGAAUUCCUCAGGCUGGCCUGGUCACCAUGGUGAUUGUAUUGACAUCUGUCGGCUUACCAACAGACGAUAUUACCCUGAUCAUUGCAGUGGAUUGGUUUUUGGACCGCCUGCGUACCACUACUAAUGUUCUGGGAGAUUCCAUCGGCGCAGGGAUCGUAGAGCACUUAUCACGGCACGAGCUGAGGAGCAAGGAUGCGGAGAUGGGGAAUUCUGUGAUUGAGGAGAAUGAAAUGAAGAAGCCUUACCAGCUGAUCUCACAAGAGAAUGAGAAUGAGAAGCCCGUAGACACCGAAACCAAGAUGUGAGGUAUAGACAGUUCAACACAAAGCACUACAAUUGUGGGAAAUGCACACUUUCUCCAGCCCUUCCCGUAUCCUAUGCUCACCUCUGUUCAAACAGAGCACUGGAGGGGGAAAGACCUAGGAGUUAAUUAGACGUUAUGAGAAAUGCAGAGCUGCCGUCGCCGAACGUCUCUUCCCCCCCCCCCCUUUCCUCGAGUUGUCUAGGUAAAUAAGAAGCGUUGUGUGAUUUUAUACAUGAACCGUACAGCUGUCUUACACUGAGUCAGACCUUUGGUGUCUCCACAUCAAUGUUGCGUGCUCUGACUGGCAAUGGCUCUCAAGCAGAGGAUGUUCAUAAUAAGCGCUUGUUGAUCCUUUUUAAAAAACUAGAAAUGCCAGAGUGUGAACUUAGGUCCUUCUGUGUGCAAAAUAGAUACUCCACCCUGUGGAUACUCCACUCUGCAUGGUUCCACUCACGUUAGCAAUACUGUGAAGUAGGGUGAAGACAACAAGCAAGACAUGGACAUGGUGCAUAUGUGGACGUUACAGCAAAGGGAAAAUUUGAAAAGAAAAUUCAAAGGGGGAGGGAAAAUUCGAUCGCAGCUCCACGUCUCUUGUGAUGUCUACUAAACUCUUAGUGAAAUAAAAUUUCAAAUUAAUAGUG